AUGAUGGUUUUCCCAUCGUUCGGGCCUACGCAGCUUGUACCGCUGAUCACGGCCCUGCAUUAUGCAUACCCGGCAGCUGUCUUCAUCUACUACAUAGCUUCUUCGGCCGUAACCGUCUGCACCUUACAAUCUUCGGUUGACCGAGCCAGGCAUAUGUAUCUCGGCACCCUGGCAUGUUUAAUGGUUGCCUUCAUCUUUACAUUCGUUGUGGAGCUAGGUGUGCUCCUGACCGUCUCCUCAAUUGGAGGUUGUCUCAGUCAAAUACGCCCAGACAUAGUCAUAGGUCUCCUCUCUCCGAUCCUCGUCUUUGGAGUCCUGGUGGCCGAUCUCUUCGGAACCGUGGCUCCAGUGUGGCGUACAUAUAUCGGUCCAUAUGUCCUAGCUGCGCUGACAGAGCCAUUGCUUGCCAUCCUCAACCAAACUGCUGACAGCCCGUCAAGCUGGCGUUGGCCGGACUACACAGCGCUGGGAGCUGUGAUGGUCCGCGAAACCUUGGCAGUAUCGAUCUUGGUGCUGUAUGCAAGCGGUCGUCCAAAGGUCGAGGCACCGUCCUCGCCUGACGAUACCGAGCGGCAGCCACUUCUACAGAAGACAGACAACUCUGUCGUUCAUGGCAAUGCUGGGCGCUAUGGAUCUACACAGGCUGAAGAUUCGAGCGAGCGGACGCAACCAGGCGAACAGCAAAUCGGAGAUGGCUCUAAGGUCAAGGCCAAGGCCAAGUCCAAGGACACCGCCGAGUCCCCUUACGAACGCAGAAGACGCGAGGCCAGGGAGAGAAUGGAAACCCGACUUCGACAAGAGGGUAACUGGUUCUUAUACAUAAAGAGCUUCGCUGUAUUCCUGCCCUACAUCUGGCCUGCCGGCGAUCGAGUCCUACAGCUACAUGCAGUGCUUGUAGGGGUGUGUCUGCUUGCCAACAACGCGCUCAACGUGCUCAUACCGCGGCAAAUGGGCGUCCUGACCGAUAGCCUGAGUGGUGCCAACAAUGAGGACCCCUGGGUUCAGGUCAUUAUCUUUGCCGCCCUUCGGUUGGCAGCUUCUGAAGCUGGCCUCUCCUUUGCCCGCCAAUGGCUCUGGAUACCUGUCGAGAACUACUCGGCUGCUGCAUUGAGUUCGGCAGCCUACUCGCACGUUCUCAAUCUGUCGGCCGACUUCCACGACUCCAAGGGAAUUUCCGAACUCAGCAUGGCUAUUCAGUCGGGACAAAGCCUCAGCGGCCUGCUAGACUCGAUCUGCUUCCGCGCCAUGCCUAUGAUGAUUGACUUGUGUCUCGCCUUCGCCUACCUGUCAACUACAUUUGGGCCCUACGAGGGGCUCAUCACUGUGGCUACCGCGGUCAUAUUUUUUCACAUUGCGACCCGGAUGCUCGCGAAGCUCAGCGAGCCACGAAAGAGUGAAAUCAGCGCAUGGUUCCACGAGCACUACGUUCUUCAGGCCGGAAUCCAGGGUUGGUCAACCGUCACCUGCUUCAACCAAGUACCGUACGAGGAGAACCGCUACACUGAAGCCGUCAAGGACAGAGUGACAAAGUCCGAGACAGUAUACACAGGAUAUCUGUUCGCAUACGCCUUUCAGUACCUUGUCCUUCUGGCUGGUCUCCUGGCCGGGUCCUUUUUGGCCGUGUACCAGGUGGCAUCAAAGGAAGCCACAGCAGGACAGUUUAUAAUGCUCCUUACGUACUGGGGCCAGCUGGUAUCCCCGCUCAACUAUUUUGCUGGACUCGGCAAAACCAUUUCACGAAAUCUUGUUCAAGCCGAACAGCUUUUGGAGAUCAUGCAGAAAAAGCCUACUAUACUGAGCAAGGAUGGGGCCCCCGCACUGGAGCUGUCUGGCGCCAGGGUCAAGUUCGACAAGGUGGGAUUUUCUUAUGACGGCAAGAAAAAAAUACUAAACAAUGUCAGUUUUGAUGCACCACCGGGCACGACUGUGGCCUUUGUUGGAACUACAGGAGCCGGCAAGUCAACGAUCCUGAAGCUUCUAGCCCGGUUCUACGACGUGAAUGAAGGCUCCAUCACAGUGGAUGGACAGGACAUCCGUGAUGUUGACCAAUGCAGCUUGCGGGAUCAUAUAGGCAUCGUGCCCCAGGCUCCUGUGCUCUUCAACGACACCAUAAUGAACAAUGUGAGAUACGCCAGACUCUCGGCGACUGACGACGAAGUCUUCGACGCGUGCAAGGCAGCCUGUGUUCACGAUCAGGUCAUAGGAUUCACUGAUGGAUACGAGACGCGAGUGGGUGAACGAGGCGUCAAGGUGUCCGGUGGUGAGCUGCAGCGUCUGGCGAUCGCGCGAGCCAUCCUGAAGCAGCCCUCGAUUGUGCUCCUCGACGAAGCUACCAGCUCCGUGGAUACCGAGACGGAGCAAAAGAUUCAAGAUGCGUUUGGUUCCCUCUGUGCUGGGCGCACAACGUUCAUUGUGGCCCAUCGAUUGUCGACGGUGAUGAAUGCUCACAUCAUUAUGGUUGUUUCUGGCGGUGAAAUCAUUGAGCAUGGCAGCCAUGACACGCUGAUCGCCAAAAGGGGCAAAUACUCUGAACUGUGGUCAAAGCAGUUCUUUGCGAAGCCCAGAAGCAGGCUCGCAAACGACCUCGACCUGGCUGAUGGUAUUCAAGUCACGCCACAGCGGCAUACUGUCGAAACAUCGAAGGGAACGGCCAAUGGCAUGUCCAGCAGUCAAGACGGCAGCGAUGGUACGGCGAUCCACACUCCAUCGGGCCACCACAGAGAGGGAUCAAAGCUUAAUCCAGACGCUCCUACAUUCACCCCUCGCGCCGCAGACGUACACGUCUGCUUGUCAAAGCCUACAGAGACAGCAGACAAGUCAAUUUCCAAUGAAGAUCAAGAUGUCAUUCCCGAGAAGCAGCCAUUGCAGGAGCGAGAAACCAACCAGGACCCAAGCGAGAGUGGAGGUGGCUCCUCCAAGCUCUAGAAGAGCAAGGAGCCCCGAAAAACCUCCAAGUCGUACGGAAGGCGAAGGACCCCGAGAUAUUCGCGCCGAGUCCAGUCC
Pyricularia oryzae 70-15 is the source of this 3003-nucleotide messenger RNA. RefSeq names its product heavy metal tolerance protein. Bases 1 to 2925 code for a protein of 974 amino acids. Gene Ontology annotation, molecular function: ATP binding; ATP hydrolysis activity; ABC-type transporter activity. The record is from RefSeq and is a predicted model, not a curated record. Gene Ontology annotation, cellular component: membrane. The transcript is spliced from 6 exons. Gene Ontology annotation, biological process: transmembrane transport. NCBI's taxonomy places the organism in Eukaryota, Fungi, Ascomycota, Sordariomycetes, Magnaporthales, Pyriculariaceae.